This is a messenger RNA of Danaus chrysippus (African queen), 3462 nucleotides long. The record is from the annotation of a GenBank genome assembly. Lineage: Eukaryota; Metazoa; Arthropoda; Insecta; Lepidoptera; Nymphalidae.
AUGAGAUUUAAUAAGCAGGAAUUAAGUGCUCUAGCAUCUUUAACAUCGCAAAGUUAUGAUAAAGAAGGUGUAAUGGUGCUAAAAGAAAAACAAGACGGCUUCUUUCGUCGCUCGGAAGGUUGUUCUAUUCGUUGGUUUCGUCUUAAGGGCAAUUUACUAUUUUAUUUGAAAGGUCCAGAACCUUGGUAUGAAUCAGUAGGAUUUAUUGUGUUAGGCCAACAUAAAAUCCAUAUACAGACUCAAGAUGAAAAUGGUUACUGGCCAUUUCAUUUGGUUUGGGAGAAUGGUAUUUGCUAUAGAUUGGCAACAUUUCAUGAAUCAGAGCGCACAUUAUGGCUAAAGGCUAUUCACAUGGCCCCUUAUGAUGUAAUAUGUUCACAAGCUGUUGCGCUUCGAGAAAAACUAAACAGAAUAAGAGCUAUUACAGACAUAACAACAUACAGGUUGCAGAAAGGAAUUGUUUUAGAUAUGAAUGAAGUGCCCUUAUGUGAGUUGGCUUUAUCCUGUGAUAAUCUUCUGUGUGAUGCCUAUGGGUGUGCACCCUCUCCAGUUAUUGUUAUUUAUGUUAAAUAUUCCAAAGGGCUUUGUGUGAAGUAUGGCACAACUGAAAUAGUAGAUUCAUGCAGCAACCCAUGUUUCUCCAAGACAAUACUAUUUCGAGCUAGUGAUGGACUGUCAAGAGAUGCUGUAGUGAAAAUAGUUGUGUAUGAUGUCAAAGAAAGGGUAUCAGAAACAUCAGUUCUAAUGGGUUUCACAUCAUUACAACUAAGCACUAUACAGGAAGCCCAGAGACUAAGGGUGGCAUUAAUGACAAGAGAAAAUAAAACAGUUGGUUUUGUUACAAUAAAUGGAUGGAGUUUAGAACCAUCUUACAUAGGCACAAGUCCAAAUCAUACAAAUGAUAAAAAUUGCAUAGACAUACCACAAAAAUUGCUAUGUCAUCGCCGUUCUCAGUCUUUACCUCCAAGGUUAGGCUUGAAAUUAAAGUUUCCGUCAUAUGGAAACCUUUUAAAGCAGAAUUUCGUCAACAGUCACCAAGUUACAUACAGAUUUCAUUCUGGGCUAGGAGGCGAUAUCACUGUGCAUGAAAUAAUGGCUGAACCAAAGCUAUGCUAUCAAAUUCCAAUACAGCUACUAGACAUUUAUAUUCAACGAGAAAAGGAGCUUUUGGAGGAAUUGUUAUCAGUUGGAAAUAUUUGUGGGCAUUGGCAAACAAGACAAUUAGAUUUGGCUGGCACCCAUGUCUCUCUAUUGAAGCACUACUGUCAUUCAAAGAGGUGCUUGCAACAAGCCGAACACGCAUAUUUCAAAGCCAGUUCUAGAAAGGAUGAUUCUAGUUUGGAAUUUGCACCAACAAAUUUGCAUCUGCAACGGAUGUGGGUGUACAAUGACACUCUGAAUAAAACAGGUUUUCAUGACGUCAUCACUGCUGGAGCAUUUGCUGCUCACACUCACAAAGCAGAGAGAACUGGUGGUCUUAUAAGACUAGUUCAACAAGUUAAGGACAUAAGCAACACGAAAGCGGCUGCUAAUUAUGCGGCUGCGAAUAAAAUCCAGGCUGAAUAUGAUAAUGUGAUUGCUUUAUUGCGUCUGAGAGAUGAAAUUAUGUCCGAUAUUGACAGGAUAAUAGUACUUUUACAAGCCAAUCAGAGGGAUAAAGUUAUACAUGUAACUGAAGUUAUAAAGGCCAAAGUUAAAAGCAUGUUGGCACUGUGGGAACCGGGUGUGGUUGAAGAAUCUUUAGCAAUCAUAGGAUGGCCUAAACACAAUUGUGAAGAUACUGAAAAUCAAACAUUACUAACAAUUCUUCGUUUAACUGAACAACUGAAUAUGUUUGAUGCUAAUUCCGAUUGCGAGAACUUUGACGCGUCUUCUAGUUCGAGUUCCAAGGACACCUCACCGACCAUCGACGUGGUAUCAUUCCCCACAGGCCUGCAUAACAUAAGCAACAGCAAUCCAAAAUUGGAUACAAAGAACAACCACUUUGAAUUGCAAUUCUUUAACGAUUACUUCAACAGCGAGGAACGUAAUAAAUUGAACCAUUCGUUCAGAUCGGUUCGGUCACCAACGAAACCGAAAUUGAAUGAUGCUCACAGUUUUUCAUUCGAUUCUAACCGACCAAGGCAUGGUAGUUUGAGGCAUGAUUUUAAGAGUACGGCAUCAUUGGAACAAGUUUCAUACAGAUGCCUGAUGGAAAGUUUGAGCGGGAUGGAUAAGAAAAAGAGUGGCGAUGUACGGAAGGAGUCUUCAUCUUUACCGAGUAUAGGACAAAUUGAUUCAACCACUAGAGAGGGAAAUCUAGCGUUCUUAAAGAGUGUAUGGUCUGAUGUGGAAACUGCAAUGACCUUGGUGUUAGAGGCAGCUGUUAAUUACACGGAGAGAGACGAAGAUGUUACGGACGAGGAUUUGGAUUGUUUGAAAAAUUUGAGCGAGCGUUGCAAGCUGUCAGCUGAUGUGUUGUGUCGUUGGGCUCGUGUGUCUCACGCCGCGUUACGUCUGAGAUGCGAGUCACCGGCUUGGGGCAAAGAGAACGCGGCGCUUCAUAUACGUAGAGAUACCUGCUUCUCACAAGCUUUGUCAACCCUAACAGCUGGUCUGCUCUGCUGGUUCUGUUCAGUGCCGAGCGACACAGUCGUGAGGGUGUUGACUUCGGAACUUGGGCCUCUGUGUGAGUUUGAGGGUCUACUGAGCCUUUAUUCAACCGAGAAAGCCAUGUGGGGUGACAUGGUGGUAGCCGUUGAAGACCUACAGACUGUUGUUUUCACUCUCACUAAAGUUGGGCACAGCAAUAUGUCUAUACCACAAGUGUCUGGUAACAGGGGAAACAUAACCGUUCAAAUACCAGUGUCGGAUUCAUUGUACAAUAAAUUUACUAAUAAAGAGCAUUUGAGCUUCACAAUCACAGCUGUGUUUUUCAAUAUUGGUAUCAACGAAAAAGCCACAUUGGCGGAGGCCCUCGGAGAAACAACACCUCAAUAUCACUCUAAUAACGAUAACCUUGAUCGACUUUUCAAAUAUUAUUACAAGUACAACAAGAUUUUCCCCACCGAUCCUACAGCACCUAACAGAGCGUCGUCGAGAACAAAACCAUUGGAAGAAGUUAUGGAGAACCUAAGAAUUUCUGUACAUAAGAAAAUACCAAAGAAUGUAGAAGUACUUCAUCUAGCUGCUUUGGCAACGAGACUUAUGAAUGGUAUAAGAUUCACGUCGUGUAAGAGCGCCAAGGACAGGACUGGAAUGUCAGUGACAUUGGAACAAUGUUCUGUGUUGGCAUCUGAGUAUCAUCUCGCUGAGCACGAGAUGAAGAAAGCAUUGAGCAUUAUGAGAAGCGAGGGAUGUCGUCGGGAAAAUACAUACAAAAAUAUAGGUGUACGGAAAUACGCGUUCACUAAGAAGCAAAUGAUGGCGCUUCCUGAGGAAUACAGACCACCGACCGGCAGUUACGGGUCGUCGCAGACUUAG